This is a messenger RNA of Lymnaea stagnalis (great pond snail), 918 nucleotides long. Lineage: Eukaryota; Metazoa; Mollusca; Gastropoda; Lymnaeidae. The record is from the annotation of a GenBank genome assembly.
UGUAAUAAAAAUUAUUACAAAAUGAUCUUAGAAAAUGUUAUAUAUGUGGGGCUGAAGUGUGGCAGGUAUGUUGUUAUAUAUGUGGGGCUGGAGUGUGGCAGUUAUGUUGUUAUAUACGUGGGGCUGGAGUGUGGCAGGUAUGUUGUUAUAUAUGUGGUGCUGAAGUGUGGCAGUUAUGUUGUUAUAUAUGUGCGGCUGGAGUGUUGCAGGUAUGUUGUUAUAUAUGUAAGGCUGAAGUGUAGCAGUUAUGUUGUUAUAUAUGUGGUGCUGAAGUGUGGUAGGUAUGUUGUUAUAUAUGUGGGGCUGGAGUGUUGCUGGUAUGUUGUUAUAUAUGUGGUGCUAAAGUGUGGCAGUUAUGUUGUUAUAUAUGUGGGGCUGAAGUGUGGCAGUUAUGUUUUUAUAUAUGUGGGGCUGGAGUGUGGCAGUUAUGUUGUUAUAUAUGUGGUGCUGAAGUGUGGCAGGGAUGUUGUUAUAUAUGUGGGGCUGAAGUGUGGCAGUUAUGUUGUUAUAUAUGUGGUGCUGAAGUGUGGCAGUUAUGUUGUUAUAUAUGUGGUGCUGAAGUGUGGCAGUUAUGUUGUUAUAUAUGUGGGGCUGGUGUGUGGCAGGUAUGUUGUUAUAUAUGUGGUGCUGAAGUGUGGCAGUUAUGUUGUUAUAUAUGUGGGGCUGGAGUGUGGCAGGUAUGUUGUUAUAUAUGUGGUGCUGAAGUGUGGCAGGUAUGUUGUUAUAUAUGUGGGGCUGGAGUGUGGCAGGUAUGUUGUUAUAUAUGCGGUGAUGAAGUGUGGCAGUUAUGUUGUUAUAUAUGUGGGGCUGGAGUGUUGCAGGUAUGUUGUUAUAUAUGUGGUGCUGAAAUGUGGCAGUUAUGUUGUUAUAUAUGUGGUGCUGAAGUGUGGCAGGUAUGUUGUUAUAUAUGUGGUGCUG